Molecule: messenger RNA, 627 nt
Organism: Frieseomelitta varia
Lineage: Eukaryota; Metazoa; Arthropoda; Insecta; Hymenoptera; Apidae
Exons: 5
Coding region: 106-627 (173 amino acids)
Source: RefSeq, a predicted model, not a curated record
UUUAUAAUUGAUAUCAAUUAAUUAUUGAUAUUAAUUGAUAUUAAUUAUUAUUAUUUGAUUGAUAAUAUUCUAUUGUUCGAAAAGAAUAAAAUUUAAUAGCAAGAAAUGAGAACUUGCUUAAAAAGUGGCAUUUAUAAAUCGCGCGAUAAUUUUGGAGUAACCUGUGUAACUCGAAGUCUUACUGAAAAUCUAAAGAAAAUAAAAAAAUUAAAGAGUAAUAAGGAUGAUCUAUAUCAACCAGCGGAAAUUAAUAUUAGAAAUAUAAAAAAGAUAAAAUAUUUACCUACAAAUUUUCAAAAAUUAAUAAUUCCAAAGAAUAAUACAAAAUUAAAUUGUCACUUCAUAAAAAAGAAUACUGAUUCAUCAAGUAUGUUAAAUACCAGAAAAGAUACUAAUAUCAAAAAUGUACUUGAUGAUUCACAAAAGAAGGCAAUUCAGUCAAAAUUCAUACAAGUGUUAAGAGAAGAAAAAUGUACCUUGGAUAAAACAAAAUUUGAAAAUAUAAGUAGAGUUAGCAUACUUCUUUUGUAUCUCCACUUUUUGCUUUGUUAUUACCUUUCUUUUUCAAAAACAAAUCAUUUCAAUGAAUUUUUUGAAACAUGUCCAGUGAAGGACACUGAAAAUUAA